Notodromas monacha is the source of this 1104-nucleotide messenger RNA. NCBI's taxonomy places the organism in Eukaryota, Metazoa, Arthropoda, Ostracoda, Podocopida, Cyprididae. The record is from the annotation of a GenBank genome assembly.
AUUUGACCAUUUUUCAAUUGUUUUAUACUGAAUACAUUUUUCUGUUGAACUUUGUUCAACAUUUCCUUCUAGAUGAGCAGGCGUAAUUCACUCCAAAUAUUGGAAAGCUUUUUCAGAAGUUGAUGCCGUUAUGUGACGCGCACCCCCUUUUUCCUGUUGAAUUUGAGGGGAAAAAUUGUGUUAGGUACUAGCUUGAGUAAAUGUGGGUAUUUUUGAGACAAUAUCACAUCACUCCUGCAAAUGUUUGAAUGACGGGAGUGUACCCUCAAAGCACUGCUCAAGACUGCUCCCCGUUUCAACCAGAUUGCUAUCUCCAUUGAAAGGAAAAUAUUGCGAAGUGUGCUUCUUGCAAUCCAUUUUGGCAUUGGUUUCAUGAAGUCAAUUUCAAUUGUGUUCAAGAAAGAAUCUCAGUGUUUUCAAAAGUUCAGUUGCCAGAACUUCGUGAUUUUGCUUCAUUUUUCACCAGAAAUCCUUGAGAGGAAUAUGAUGCUCUUCCAAUUUUUUGAAGGGAGUUUGAGUGAAAGACUCUAUAGUGUGGCCCAUGGGUGACACAGCCUUUGCAGAGUCUCCGAGGAGGCCUGGAAUGGUGGUAUUUGACCUGGAUUAUACCCUGUGGCAAUUCUACGCUGACUGUGUGUCUGCGCCGUUUGUUGUACAGGAGAAAGGAGACUUCCCGGUGAUCAAGUCUGUUGAUGGACAAAGGCUGAAACCAUUUCCAGACUCGGUGAAGAUUUUGAAGAAGCUGAAGGAAGAAGGAUAUUUGAUUGGUGUUGCAUCAAGAUCCCCAACUCCCAGUGUGGCAUGGAAGGCCAUUGAUGCGUUUGAAUGGAGGAAAUUUUUUGAUCAUUCUGUGAUUACCCCCGGGUGCAAAAGGCAUCACAUCAAAGAGUUAUCCAAAGAAAGUGGAGUGAGUCCAAAGGAGAUGAUCUUUUUUGACGAUGAGCACAGGAACAUUAGGGACCUGGAGGAUGUUGUUGGAGUGUGCUGCUUAGUGGAUGGUGUUAGUUUUGAGGAAGUCCGGAAAGGCUUCAGAAAAUUUGCUGCUUUGAAUUCCUAAUGAUGCAUAUGAAGUCACAAGAACAUGCUUGCAAAUCUGUGUACACA